UUUAUGAUUUUGACGGUUGUUGUUCACAGUUUAAAAAUUGUUUACAUUUUUGUAGAAGACCGGUUUUUUCGUUUUUUAUAAUGAUUUUCUCAUUUUUGUAAUCCAUAGACUAAUUUAUUUGCCCAAAAACGAUUAUUCAUUAAGAACAAUGGAGAUAGAAGGAAGCGAUAGUGAAAAAAACAAAGGAGAAAAAAAUCGAUACACUCCAAUAAUCCAUUUAAAUGACUAUGAAAGAAAGCUACUACUUCAAUGUGCUGGUAAAUUUCAAUUAAAUAAAUAUUUUGAAUCACUAGACACUAUUAAAAUUGAAAUGCACGAGAAAUUCAUCCAGAUGUCGAAAUUAUUUAAAGAUUUCGGCUAUGCAAGGAGCGCUAAUACAUUAGGGCAUCAAUACCUGCCUCUUAAACGUCAGGCAAUGGAGAGAAUGUCAUUAUUUUAUGUCAAAAGACGUGGUGUGAAACCCAGAAAAGUGGAUUAUAUAUUUGCAUAUUUAUUUCCUAAGUAUUUUGAGGGCCUCGGUUUGGAUAUGAAUGAAUUGAUGGCAGAUGCUAAAGUAUAUGCCACGGGACUCCUAGAAAGUUUAGCCCUUGCCGAAGGUCAAGAACACCCUACCAGAUUUGAGGAUAUAGCAUCCUUAGAGCAUUCAAACGAGGUCAAAUCUCAUCUAAAUUUAAAGAGACCUCAUUCCGAGGAAGCCGAAGGACCAACAAAUAAAAUCACCAAAGAAGUUCACGAAGACGAAGAUGUUUGGCUCAAAAGAAUGUUGGAUAUAACACGAGAAAGAAAUAACUGUGAAGCUGCCACAUCCGAAUCUUCAGCGAAUGAAAAUAAUUAUUCAACAGAUAUAAAUACGCUUAAAGCCAAACUUCUGGAUAUAGAAAAUGAGAUAAAGAAGAAAGAUCAUAAGCUUGAAAUGAAAAAUUUAGAAAUUUCACAUUUAAACGAACUGCACGCUAAGAACUUAGAAUUAGAAAAAAUGAAAUUUGCGAUACAAUUUCAAAUUGUUAAAAAUAAAAACUAGCUUAGUAGAUAGGCCUGAUAGGCUAUGUAUUUCCUGGACCAUCCCCUAAAUCGCAACCCCUUGGACGAUCCCUUAAAGCGCACCCCCUUGGAUUAUCCCCUAAAUCGCAACCCCGGUCUUAAAUUCCAAACGGCUUAACGUAGGAUGACGUGUGAGAGCUCGUUGGAAAGGGGAUGAAAUUUGGGGUUGAAUGCAGUAUGUGCCGUGCGCAU
Messenger RNA from Diabrotica virgifera virgifera (western corn rootworm), 1233 nucleotides. RefSeq lists its product as uncharacterized. The transcript is spliced from 4 exons. The record is from RefSeq and is a predicted model, not a curated record. NCBI's taxonomy places the organism in Eukaryota, Metazoa, Arthropoda, Insecta, Coleoptera, Chrysomelidae. The coding region runs from base 149 to 1021 and encodes 290 amino acids.